AUGUUUGGACAAGUACAAAACCCCCAGGUACUGGACAUAGGACAAUCAAACCAAUCAACGAGUUCUUUGCUGAAUUUUGUGGAUGUCGCUUCUUGUAAUAUAAAAAUGGCACUAGAUAGACCUUCCAAGUCAAAGAGGAAAGUCAACCAUCGAAAGUACCUCCAGAAACAGUUGAAGGGCUGCGGAAAUGUUCAGCAAGAGGAUACUUCUCGAAGAGCGCCACCUGGAAGUCAACAAAUCAGAUUCGUUAAAAAGGAAAGCACACAGACUGGUCGUCAAAUGAAAUCCCUUCAAGCUUUAUUUGACCCAAGAACUCUACACGAAAAAUGCUGUGCAGAUCCCGGUACCAACACUCGUGGAUCUAAAGUGCCCUUGCGAAAGCGAGAUCUCCCUCCAUCCUUCUUUUUGGAGCCAUCAAAGCUUGAACAUAGAGACAACCUGAUGGAAUCUUUAAUGUCGGUUGAUGAUGAGUUACUGAAUUCGCUGAAUCGUGUCCCGGAUCUAGACACUCUUUCCUCGGAUACAUUGGACUCUAUUCUCGGUAACAAUGAUUUGGACGACUUCUUGAACGUUGGACAGUGGAGUGAUUCCAGUAGAGACAGCUCCGAAAGUGACCCUCGGUCUCCAAACCCAGAAUACGGUGUCUGGAAUAGUGCCGUCCAUCUCAAUGAAAACCGUAUUCCCGAAUACGCACAAGAACAUUGGUCACCCAAUAAUUCUUCACAGGUGGCGUUUUCUGAAAAUGUUGGUCACUUGACGUAUCACCCAGCACAUUCACUUUUAGUCGAGGAUUCAAAAUCAAGGGAACAAAAGUUUAACAGCAUAGAACCAUAUCGGGAAUCCUCCAAACUACCUACAUUUCCACAGGCAUUCUUGGGAAGAACAGAUUGUAUUAACCCGAACUCUGGACAUUGGAGUGAAACUUCUAUUCAACAAUAUUACACAUACCUGUGA
Molecule: messenger RNA, 954 nt
Organism: Saccostrea cuccullata (small rock oyster)
Lineage: Eukaryota; Metazoa; Mollusca; Bivalvia; Ostreida; Ostreidae
Exons: 1
Coding region: 1-954 (317 amino acids)
Source: RefSeq, a predicted model, not a curated record